AGAGAGACAGAGAGCUCCAGAAUAAUCAGUGUCGAAAUAAAGCAGCCGACGCGCGCUGUAAUCGCUGUUUCUCCGGUGAAGCUCGAGCAGGUGCCGUGCCGUCACGAUGGGGAACCGGGGGAUGGAGGACCUGAUCCCGCUGGUCAACCGAAUGCAGGACGCGUUCUCCGCCAUCGGUCAGAACGCGAACCUGGACCUGCCGCAGAUCGCGGUGGUGGGCGGACAGAGCGCCGGGAAAAGCUCCGUGCUCGAGAACUUCGUGGGGAAGGACUUCCUCCCGCGCGGCUCUGGGAUCGUCACCCGCAGGCCCCUCGUCUUGCAGCUCAUCAACUGUCCCACAGAAUAUGCCGAGUUCCUCCACUGUAAGGGGAAGAAGUUCACAGAUUUCGAUGAGGUGCGUCAGGAGAUCGAGGCGGAGACGGAUCGAGCCACAGGCCAGAAUAAAGGCAUUUCUCCCGUGCCCAUCAACCUGCGCGUCUACUCGCCUAACGUGCUGAACCUGACUCUGGUGGAUCUGCCGGGAAUGACUAAAGUGCCGGUGGGAGAUCAGCCUGCAGACAUCGAGCACCAGAUCAGAGACAUGCUGAUGCAGUUUGUGACCAAAGACAACUGCCUGCUGCUGGCCGUGUCGCCCGCUAACUCCGAUCUCGCCAACUCUGACGCCCUGAAGAUCGCCAAAGAAGUCGACCCGCAGGGUCUGCGGACGAUCGGUGUGAUCACUAAACUCGAUCUGAUGGAUGAAGGGACUGACGCUCGGGAAAUCCUGGAGAACAAGCUGCUGCCACUGCGCAGAGGUUACAUCGGUGUGGUGAACCGCAGUCAGAAAGACAUCGAUGGGAAGAAGGAUAUUAACGCUGCUAUGGCGGCGGAGAGGAAGUUUUUCCUGUCUCAUCCCGGUUACAGACACCUGGCCGACCGUAUGGGAACGCCGUUCCUGCAGAAAACCCUCAACCAGCAACUGACCAAUCACAUCCGUGACACGCUCCCUGCGCUGCGCGCUAAACUGCAGAGCCAGCUGCUGUCCAUCGAGAAGGAAGUGGAGGAAUACAAGAACUUCCGACCAGACGAUCCGUCCCGGAAGACCAAAGCCCUGCUGCAGAUGGUGCAGCAGUUCUCUGUGGAUUUCGAGAAGCGUAUCGAGGGCUCUGGAGAUCAGAUAGACACGUACGAGCUGUCUGGAGGAGCCAGAAUCAAUCGCAUCUUCCACGAGCGCUUCCCCUUCGAGCUGGUGAAGAUGGAGUUCAACGAGAAGGAGCUGCGCAAGGAGAUCAGCUACGCCAUCAAGAACAUCCACGGCAUCAGAACUGGGCUCUUCACGCCGGACAUGGCCUUUGAGACCAUUGUGAAAAGGCAGAUUGGGAAGAUUAAAGAGCCGUGCCAGAAAUGUGUGGACAUGGUCAUUUCUGAGCUUGUCAGUACCGUUAGACAGUGUACCAAGAAGCUGGCCCAGUAUCACAUGCUGAGAGAGGAGCUGGAGCGGAUCGUCACGCAGCAAAUACGCGACCGCGAGAGCCGCACUAAACAACAGGUGCUGCUGCUGAUCGACAUCGAGCUGGCGUAUAUGAACACCAACCAUGAAGACUUCAUCGGAUUUGCCAAUGCUCAACAGAGAAGCAGUCAGAUGAACAAGAAGAAAGCGGCUGGUAACCAGGGCCAGGAUGAAAUCAUGGUGAUCAGGAAGGGCUGGCUGACCAUCAAUAACAUUGGCAUCAUGAAGGGCGGCGCUAAGGAGUACUGGUUUGUCCUGACGGCCGAAUCUCUGUCCUGGUACAAGGAUGACGAGGAGAAAGAGAAGAAGUACAUGCUACAGGUGGACAAUCUGAAGUUCAGAGAUGUGGAGAAGGGCUUCAUGUCCAGCAAACACAACUUUGCCCUGUUCAACACUGAGCAAAGGAACGUGUAUAAGGACUACCGUCAGCUGGAGUUGGCCUGCGAGAGUCAGGAGGAUGUGGACGGAUGGAAGGCUUCGUUCCUGCGUGCCGGCGUCUAUGCUGAGCGCGUGGUGGAGAAGGAAAAGAGCGACGCUGGAGACGAGAACGGUUCGGACAGUUUCAUGCACUCCAUGGAUCCUCAGCUGGAGAGGCAGGUGGAGACCAUCCGAAACCUGGUGGACUCCUACAUGAGCAUCGUCAACAAGACUGUACGAGACCUGAUGCCCAAGACCAUCAUGCAUCUGAUGAUCAAUAAUACGAAGGAGUUCAUCAAUGCGGAGCUGCUGGCUCAGCUGUACUCGUGUGGAGAUCAGAACACGCUGAUGGAGGAGUCGGCCGAACAAGCACAGCGGCGCGACGAGAUGCUGCGCAUGUAUCACGCGCUCAGAGAAGCACUGAACAUCAUCGGGGACAUCAGCACCACCACCAUCUCCACCUCUCUGCCUCCGCCUGUGGACGACUCCUGGCUCCAGGUGCAGCGCACCGGCUCCGGAGGAAGGUCUCCGGCGACCAGCCCGACCCCUCAGAGACGGGCCCCUCCUCCGGGGCCUCCGGCACGCCCAGGUUCUCGUGGCUCGGCCCCGGGGCCCCCUGCUGCCGGCGGGCCACCCGUUCCCUCUCGCCCGGGAGCCUCUCCGGACCCCUUCGGCGGGCCCCCACCUCAGGUCCCGUCCCGGCCUAACCGCGCACCUCCCAGCGUGCCCAGCCGCGGAAUGUGAGACUGUAACCGCUGGAGUAAGAGCAGUGGUGUGGUGGUCCCUGAGCUCACGGGCCAGAAGACGACACCAGACUCCCCGAAGGGUAAUACACUUUUUUACUGUAUGUAGGCUGAGAAAGUCACUGACAGUAGAGUUGCACACAAAGCAUGGACAAAGUUGUUUAAAUGUAAACAUUAGGCCAUUAAGUCAACACAAUGCAUUAAUAUGAAAUAAUCAUAUCUGUAGUUCACAUCAAUUUCACUACAACACAAUAUACAGUGGCUGUGAACAUAUUUGGACACUUAAGCCACAGUUAAAAGUCUAAAUGUCAUUUCAUUAGAGGUGUUUAUGAGGAAAACUCAACUGAUUCAAAUGAGUCAUAUGGUUCAUAAAAUGAUUCACUUUUUCGAAGCGCGCGCGGGCGACACCUGCUGGUCGAAACGGUGUCAAUGCAACGAGAACAUAGUACAAAAAUAUGUUUUAAGAUCAGUGUUUGAUUGAUCAGGCCAAUUAGAGACACGUCAUCGACACUGAUCUUAAAUUACAAAACUGACCCUAGAUCAGUAAAACAUUAGACACUGGUUCAUGUGUUCACUGAGAUCUUCCGUCGACACUGAAUCACACGACUCCGAACCACUGAUUCAAAUAGAAAGAUUCGAAUCUUCACGCGGCAGUGUUUAGAACGCCCAUCACUAAAGCAAAACAAACUAGUUUAAAUCAGCACCUAUAAUCAUUAAACACUUGGUUUAGCAGUUCAGAGUGUUGUUUACUGCACGGCGGCAGAGAAUAAUCCAAGUCUUACCUGCUG
Messenger RNA from Sinocyclocheilus anshuiensis, 3437 nucleotides. Its product is annotated as dynamin-1-like. Gene Ontology annotation, biological process: synaptic vesicle budding from presynaptic endocytic zone membrane; receptor internalization. Bases 107 to 2650 code for a protein of 847 amino acids. Gene Ontology annotation, molecular function: GTPase activity; GTP binding; microtubule binding. Gene Ontology annotation, cellular component: microtubule; plasma membrane; synapse. The record is from RefSeq and is a predicted model, not a curated record. NCBI's taxonomy places the organism in Eukaryota, Metazoa, Chordata, Actinopteri, Cypriniformes, Cyprinidae. The transcript has 24 exons.